Messenger RNA from Drosophila arizonae, 4283 nucleotides. RefSeq lists its product as uncharacterized. NCBI's taxonomy places the organism in Eukaryota, Metazoa, Arthropoda, Insecta, Diptera, Drosophilidae. Gene Ontology annotation, cellular component: nucleus. Gene Ontology annotation, molecular function: DNA-binding transcription factor activity, RNA polymerase II-specific; RNA polymerase II cis-regulatory region sequence-specific DNA binding; zinc ion binding. Gene Ontology annotation, biological process: regulation of transcription by RNA polymerase II. The record is from RefSeq and is a predicted model, not a curated record.
CACCCCCAAAACAAAAUCCAAGUGCAGUGCAAAAGCUAAAUAGAAAUAGAAAUACAAAUAUAUAUGAGCUAAUUUUUUGUUCUUUUUCUCUGUGUGUGUGCGCGCGUGUGUGUGUGUGUGUCAAGUGCAACAUGCAGCAUGGCAAGCGUGCAACAACUACAACCAGCCACCAAAAGUCUCUAAAGUGCAACACACAAUAAAAUAGGCCCAGCCACAACAGACAACUAACAACUGAAAAUACCACAAAACAAAUACCAAAAACAAAGCUAAACCGAAUCGCACAAUUCUCAAAUAGGCAUUUUGGCAACUGGCAAACUGGCAAAAAUGGCGCUGUCCAAGCGGCCCUUAAGCAAGGAGACGCCCUUGGUCGAGAGCAGCAGCAACAGCAACAACAGCAACAACAGCAGCAACAGCAACAACAGCAACAUCAGCAGCAACAGCAAUGAGCAUGAGACGUCGAUAAAGCGACGCAAACGCUGCAGUCGCGAUGAUGAAUUGGCUGUCAGCAACAACAACAACAACAACAACAACACAACCAGCAACAACAACACAUUGCCACAGAAGAAGCGACAGUUGGCCAAAACAGCAAGCGGCGAGAACAGCAAUCCAACGGCAGCAACAGCAGCUGCCGCAACAGCAACACCCAAAACAGCAGCAACUGUUGCCGCCGUACAAGAUGCUGCCGAUCAGGAUGACGAGGCACUGAUACGGGAGACUCAGGCGGCGCUCAAGAGUCUCUCGGGCAGCUGGCCAGAUGCGCGCACCAAUCUGUAUCGCCUGCAGGAGCAGGAGGACGAGAAUCCGCCGCCAUUUCAGAAUCUGUUCGAAGAGAAGCAAAAGUAUGCGAACAGCAACAGCAACAGCAACAGCAGCAGCAACAGCAACAACAGCAACAGCAAUUCGCACACAUUGCUGCUGCGCUUUCACAGGCAAAAGGAGAACGAUCAGGCGCGCCUCAAUGCCAGCAACAACAACAUCAGCAACAUCAACAACAUUAACAACAACAGCAAUGGCACUGGCAGUGGCAAUGGCAAUGGCAGCAACAGCAGCAGCAACAGCAGCAACAAAAAGGACGACAACAACUCUGGCUACACACAAGCAACAUCCGCCUUCAAGCCGCCCAUCGACAUCAUCAAGCGCAACGGCCAAUUGGCCGCUGCUGCUGCUGCCCACGCCCACGCCCAGGCCCAGGCGCACGCCCACGCCCAGGCGCAGGCCUACGCCCAUGCACAGUAUACGAGCAGCGCCUACAAUGCCGCCGAGGCCUACUAUGGCUAUGCAGCAGCAGCAGCUGCCAGCCAGCAGCAACAGCAACAGCAGCAGCAACAGCAGCAGCAGCAGCACGGCCUCUGCCUCGAUCAGAGUCGCAGCUACGAGAUGGCGCCGCAGCUGGGCUCGCCCAACGAGCCGCGGCUGGCCAAGGCGGGGGGUAAGGAGCCGCUGAUGGAUGCCAAACAGUAUACGAUAUUGCAGCCGGCGGGCGUCGGCAGUCGAGCGGCCUCGGUGAUGCAGGAUAUUGCACGUGAGGGAGUUAUUGCCACGCCCCUAGCAGCAGUUACGCCCACAGCAGCAACAGCAGCAGCAGCAGCCGCCGCAUCUACGCCAGCGCCCAGCUACUCGCCGGGCAGCCAAAACCGCGCUGGCGAACUGGAGAAGCAUGAGAAGGAGCUGCAUGCGCUGGACAAGCUCAAGAUCAGCUCUAGCCAUUAUUUGAACAACAACAACAGCAGCUGCAUCAACAACAACAAUACGAAUAGCAACAACAACAACAACAACAACAACGGCAGCAACAACAAAACGAUGCCCAUUAUCAAAACGGAAUACAGUCCGGUGGCCAGCAUUAAGUCGGAAUAUAACAAAAGUCCCAUGCACUCGUAUUUGGCCAAUGAUGCCGCUGCAGCGGCCAGCAGCGCAAUACCCGCUGGCAGUGCGCGCAGCAGCAACAGUAACAGCAACAACAGCAAUAAUAACAACAACAACAACAACAGCAACAACAACAACAAUAGCAACAGCGAAGCGCAUCUGAGUCGCUAUGUUAGCAUGCAAAGUCCACACGCCCAACAUCACCAGCAGCAGCAGCAGCAGCAGCAACAACAACAGCAGCAGCAACACACGCUGCAUCAGCAACGCGGACCCUUCAUCGAGGGCAAUGCCACACAGAUGAUGCCCGCGGGCAAUGCCAGCGCCGGCGACGCCAACGAUCCAGCCAGCUAUCACUCAGAGCACCAGCAGCAGCAGCAGCAGCAACAGCAACAGCAGCAGCAGCAGGCGGACGAGCGUCAGCAGCAAUAUGAGCAGAUGCGCUAUGCGCAGAGCCAUGGCCAUGAUCCGAGCGCGGAGCAGCAACAGUUGCUCGCCAGCAAUCCCAGCAGCAGCGAGCUGUCGCCGGUGACGGCGCGCAGUGCCUAUGAGCAUACGCACCCACAUCCGCACUCGCAUCCGCAUCCGCACUCACAUCCGCACACACAUCCGCCGGGCACAGUGGCGCCCGUGUUCGUCGGCCUCGGCGUCGGCGAUUCGGUCAGCGGCGGCGGCGGCGGCGGCAGCGCAGCGGGCUUCGAGCGCUACGAUCCGAAUUGCUGCCCCAGCGGGGGACAGCGACUGCAGCCGGGCGCCACAGCGGCCACAGCGCCGGCCAACAUGUACCACUAUCUGCCACAGGCGGCCGACGACCUGCAGGCGCAGCAGCAGAAGUACUUGCAGGAGCAGCAGCUGCUGAUGGCCAAGGCCGAGCACGAGGAGCUGGCCAAUGGGGGCGGGCCGAUCUAUCCGCGGCCCAUGUACCACUACGAUCCGACGAUGGGGCCGCUGCCGCCGGGCUUCUCGGCCAUUAACUUGUCGGUGAAGAUGGCUGCGGCGCAGGCGGCGGCAGCAGCUGCUGCCUAUCAGAAUCAACAGCAGCAGCAGCAGCAGCAACAACAGCAGCAGCAACAGCAACAGCAACAGCAGCAGCAGCAACAGCAACAACAGCAGCAGCAGCAACAUCUCCAGCAGCAACAGCAGCAGCACAGCAAACAGAGCAGUUCGCCGACGCCAAAUGUGGGCGUGGCAGCGCCAGCUGUUGACCUAUCGGGCGCCACAUCGGUCACAUCGUCCAGCCCGCACGGUUUCAACUCGCCAGCCUCGCACAACCAAUACAACCAGCGCAUGGGCAACGGCAGCCCACAGCCGGGCGCCAGCCCCAACAUUGCCAGCCCCCAAGUGCCGAGUCCGCAGGGCCAGACGCUCGAUCUGAGCGUGACGCGUUUGCCGCACAGCAUCAUCACGAGCCCGCAGUACGGCGCCGACGGCCUUGUUGUGGGCCACGGUCAGGGCUUUGGCAGCGCUGCGCCCGGCUCAAUCGGACCGAACGGACCGCCGCGUUCACCACAAAUGGAGCCCGUGGACUUUAGCGGACCGCCGCGUCCACUUGGCUUUGGCCUGGUGGGUCACAUCAGCGGGCCGCGUCCAUAUAGCCGCGAAUCGACGCCCGACAGCGGCGGCUCACACUAUAUCGAAACGUAUAGAGAUCCGAGCGGCUAUUCACCACAUCCUGGCUAUGGCAUGGUAGUGCAAUCCGACUACCCACCAGCUGGCUAUCACGGCUAUGGCCCCGCCGCCUAUCAAUGCAGCAAUCCGUAUGCGACGGCCGUGGGACCCGGCGGCUACCCGACGCCCGUUUCCGGCGGCUACUCACCCAGUCCGGCCACCUGCUACUCGAUGCCACCGCCGCAGCACAUACCGCAGCACGACAAGACCAAAGAUGGCUUAACGGGCUGCUCGCGCUCGGAUCGCAAUCAUUUGCAAUCGCAUUCACAGGAGCUAAAGUGCCCGACGCCUGGCUGCGAUGGCUCUGGCCACGUCACUGGCAACUAUUCAUCGCACCGCAGUCUGUCCGGCUGUCCGCGCGCCAACAAGCCGAAGAGCAAGCCGCGCGAUGGCCAAGACUCGGAGCCGUUGCGCUGCCCCAUACCCGGCUGCGAUGGCUCCGGCCAUUCCACCGGCAAAUUCCUCUCACAUCGAAGCGCAUCGGGCUGUCCCAUUGCCAAUCGCAACAAGAUGCGCGUUCUGGAGGCCGGCGGCACAGUGGAGCAGCACAAAGCCGCAGUUGCAGCUGCUACGGCCAUGAAAUUUGACGCAUGCACUACAGUUGGCAGCCAAGGCAUCAAGAAGCCCAAGUUCGAUGAGGUUACCAUGGUAUAUCCCAAAGGCUACACAGAUUACGCGACGUUUUGUAUCGGUGCCGAGUAUCUACUGUAAAUAGUAAAACAAAAACAAAACCAAACUCAAGAGUAUUUAAGAAC